AGAGAGAGAGAGAGAGAGAGACAGACACACACACACACACACAGACAUAUAAAUAAAGCAAUAAAGGUAAAGGUAUAGCUGUAUGGGUUAAAAUGUACGGGUGAAUAAAACAAAUACAUGUUCAAAUGUAGUCUCUGUAUUUAUUAUAAUUUAACAAAGUGACUGAAAUAUACUAUAAAGAUAUGCUGUUUGUUAUUAGUUUUGUAACAUUAGAAGUGGUAUUUUUUUAUUUAAACAAUAGCAGGACACAGCAUACAGGCUUCCAUUUAGACCACAUCGAAAGCAGGCAAGCCGGGGUCCCGACUGCCGCCUUCCUGCUAAAUAGAGUGCACAAAAACCAAACUGUACACUACAGGAAACAGACACCGAGGAAUUAUAUUUUAGUCUGACAAAUAUUCGAAGAUACUGUUGGUUUCACAAAGAAGGCUAAGGCUAUACAAACGGUCCCAAAGGUUUCAUAUGCUGUGUGGGAGAAACUGGCUCUUCUCUAAGCGGAAAUUACGUUACUGCAGCCGAAUAGCACUCAGAGUUUUAUAUUUGCUCUGUAACAUUGGCUGGUAGUGCUGUACUGUACUCUGUCGAGCUAAAGGUUGGUUUACUAUUAAAAACCACAAUUGUGUUAGUGUUUUAAAAGACAUGUUUAACUAGGAACUAAAAUGACUAACAAGAAUGUUUCUCUCCGGAAUUCUAAAUGUAGGACAGUGCCUGCAGUUGAAAGCAAUGACCGCUUUGAUGAAAAGGAUUCAUGGAAUCAUUUUAAAAGUUCUUCUUUUUCCAAUCGGACCGAAAAACAAUGUGCCCAAACCCAGGGCCUCCGAGGUACUAACUCAACACCUGCAGCAGAGGCGCCUUCCCUUUUGGACCUCGUUCUGCGUCAGCUACAGCGCCGUGGAGAAUGACCAGUUUGGACUGUCACAUUUUAACUGGACGGUGCAGGGGGCCAACUAUCACAUACUGAGGACCGGGUGCUUUCCUUUCAUCAAGUACCAUUGCUCCAAAGCACCCUGGCAGGACUUAGAAUUUGAAAACACGUUCUUUACAGCUUUAAAAGUUAUUAAUUUAGGUAUCCCUACGUUAGCAUAUGGUAUCGGCUCUUGGUUUGUCGCUACAGUGCCCGAGACUGUGCACACGAGUUCAGGCCCUGUCACUGUGUAUUUUGCCUACAAAGAGGAUGAAGGUGCUAUGUUUUAACUAGGCAUAAUAGAAAAGGUAUCUGAUAUUGUUGUGCAUGUUAUAAUGUUCACAAUCCUGAUGUAUUUAUUCAAUUUGCAAUAA
Messenger RNA from Polyodon spathula (Mississippi paddlefish), 1275 nucleotides. It is a transcript of the gene c24h15orf61, whose product is annotated as chromosome 24 C15orf61 homolog. NCBI's taxonomy places the organism in Eukaryota, Metazoa, Chordata, Actinopteri, Acipenseriformes, Polyodontidae. The transcript has 3 exons. The record is from RefSeq and is a predicted model, not a curated record. The coding region runs from base 670 to 1191 and encodes 173 amino acids.